AUGCCUGGAGCAAAUGGCACCGCAAUGUUGUAUGAGCCGUUAGCCACUGCGCUCUCAUCACACUAUACUGUCGCUCUGUAUGACCGCCGAGGAUUCGGAAACAGCCUCUUCGUCACGCCGGGUGAACCGAAUCCGACGACCCACCUGAGAGCACAAGCCGACGAUGUGGCCAAGUUAAUCCAAUAUUUAUCCCCAGGGAAGCCUGCGACAGUCUUCGCGGCUUCCGCCAGUGGGGUGAUGGCCCUUGAGCUCCUUCAGUCUCGUCCCGACCUUGUACAGCAUCUAAUACUACACGAGCCACUGCUUGUUGACCAUCUUCCCACUUCAUUCAAAACGUAUAUCAAAACAGGAUUGUUUAAUGGGAUUUUAAAGUAUGGGGCGCGCGGACAGACAAUUCGGCGCGUGUUGCUGGCUCAUGUACAAGGCAAGCGUGACCAGCGGAGGCUGGGCCAGGAUCCACAUUAUGUACGAUCGAUGUCUCGGCCAGAAAACGAUACGGCGUUUUUCUUCGGGUUUGAGUUACAACUAGUCCUGGACUAUCACUUUGACCCCGAAAAUCUUCGGCCGUAUCGGGACAAAUUAGUUUGUAUGAAAGGGUUAGAUAUAUCGCCGGAGCUCGCAAGUUUCCCGGUGAUUACUUUAUCUGACACCCUUGGGGCUUCGCUGGAGUUUACCCCUGGGGGGCACAAUGGGUUCAUUACUGAUGCGGAGGAGUUUGCGAAGAAGUUGAUCUCAACCCUCGACCAGGAAAAGGCGAAGCUAUGA
This is a messenger RNA of Aspergillus pseudonomiae, 765 nucleotides long. RefSeq names its product alpha/beta fold hydrolase. The transcript has a single exon. The record is from RefSeq and is a predicted model, not a curated record. NCBI's taxonomy places the organism in Eukaryota, Fungi, Ascomycota, Eurotiomycetes, Eurotiales, Aspergillaceae. Bases 1 to 765 code for a protein of 254 amino acids.